Molecule: messenger RNA, 473 nt
Organism: Nematolebias whitei (Rio pearlfish)
Lineage: Eukaryota; Metazoa; Chordata; Actinopteri; Cyprinodontiformes; Rivulidae
Gene: rpl22l1
Product: ribosomal protein L22-like 1
Exons: 4
Coding region: 44-439 (131 amino acids)
Biological process (GO): cytoplasmic translation
Cellular component (GO): ribosome
Molecular function (GO): RNA binding; structural constituent of ribosome
Source: RefSeq, a predicted model, not a curated record
CUGCACCGCGACGUCCCCUCUCUCUUUCCUGUCCUGUCUCAACAUGGCGCCGAUUACCGGUAAACACAAGAAGCUGGGUGCAGUUAAAAAGUCUAAAAAGGCAGCUGCCUGGAAGUUCACCCUGGACCUGACCCACCCUGUGGAGGACGGGAUCCUGGACUCUGCAAGCUUUGAAACCUUCCUCAAGGAGAGGAUUAAGGUGAACGGGAAGACAGGGAACCUGGGGAACAUAGUCCAGGUUGGCCGCAUGAAGAACAAGAUCAACGUCACGUCAGAGAAACAGUUCUCUAAAAGGUAUCUGAAGUACCUGACAAAGAAGUACCUGAAGAAGAACAACCUGCGGGACUGGCUGCGGGUGGUGGCGUGCGACAAGGAGACGUACGAGCUGCGGUACUUCCAGAUCAGUCAGGACGACGAGGAGUCCGAGGCAGACGAGUAAAAAGCUGCUCGAGAAUAAAUGUGGAAAACAUUCA